GCCGUGCGCCCCGCCCCCACGGACCGCAUCUCCACCCGCUCCCCUCCCCCACUGCGAUGCUUUCUCAGCCUCAUCUUCGCGGUUGAUUCCUGCUGCUUCUUGUCCCUAUGCUUUUUUGUACAGUCCGUGUGGCUCGGAGUUGACCAAACGUAGUGAAUGCAGUUAGCACCAAAGGCCGGCCCACCCUGCCCUCAGCGUCAUUCCCGCCUUUUGAGGUUGCUGGGACCGCCUGCACUGCAGCCGCCUCCUCCCUCAGAUUUUCAGCUACUGAUGUUACACACAGUAAAAUAUUGGAACAUAGACUUGAGGAAAAGACUUAAAUCAGAUUUGUCUUCUGUUAGUUAAAAAUAUGGAUCCUGAAGCAGAGGGACCAGCAAUUAUCACGGUGACACCUCUUCAACAAAUGCUUGCCUCUUGUACAGGAGCUAUACUGACAUCACUGAUGGUGACACCCUUUGAUGUUGUUAAAAUUCGACUCCAAGCCCAAAACAACCCGUUCUCCAAAGGAAAAUGCUUUGUGUAUAGUAAUGGACUUAUGGAUCACCUAUGUGUCUGUGAAGAAGAAGGCAACAAAGCAUGGUAUAAGAAGCCAGGACGUUUCCAGGGAACGCUGGAUGCCUUUUUGAAAAUCAUUCGAAAUGAAGGCAUUAAAUCCCUGUGGAGCGGCCUUCCUCCUACCUUAGUGAUGGCAGUUCCUGCCACAGUUAUUUAUUUUACCUGCUAUGAUCAAUUAACUGCUCUUCUGAGAUCUAAAUUAGGAGAAAAUGAAAGCAGCAUACCAGUUGUUGCUGGAAUUGUGGCCAGACUUGGUGCAGUAACUGUAAUAAGUCCACUGGAAUUGAUUAGAACCAAGAUGCAGUCUAAGACAUUUUCUUACAAGGAACUGCAUCAAUUUGUCAGCCGGAAAGUAUCUGAAGAUGGUUGGAUUUCCCUCUGGAGGGGUUGGGCUCCUACUGUUCUUAGAGAUGUGCCAUUCUCAGCACUGUACUGGUAUAACUAUGAAGUUUUAAAGAAGUGGUUGUGUGCAAAAUCUGGUUUAUAUGAACCAACAUUUAUGAUCACUUUUACUUCAGGAGCAUUGUCUGGUUCUUUUGCAGCUGUUGUAACUUUGCCAUUUGAUGUGGUAAAAACACAAAAGCAGACACAACUUUGGACAUAUGAAAGUCAUAAAAUUUCUAUGCCUUGGCAAAUGUCAACUUGGGCUAUAAUGAAGAACAUUGUUGCUAAGGAUGGAUUUUCUGGAUUAUUUACAGGCCUAAUUCCUCGCUUAAUUAAAAUUGCUCCUGCUUGUGCUAUUAUGAUCAGUACAUAUGAAUUUGGAAAGUCAUUUUUCCAGAAACAAAAUGCUCGAAGACAGCAGUACUAGAGCACUGUUUCACCUUGAAAAAACCACCAUGAUCAAUAAUAAGAUGGAGAAUAUUAGGCAAGAGCUUUUUUCACCAUUAUCUUUCAAUCAUUUUAUGUCUUUCUUAUUUAUAAGUGAAUAGUAAAUUUCUACUUUAGAUUAAAAUCAAAUCCUAGUUUUAAGAUAAAUUUUUUAUCCUAAAUUUUGAGGUAUUGGAAAAGAUAUUUCAGAAAUCAUAACCAAUGAAGACUCUAGUAAAGAAAAAUUAUUCCUUAGCAUUGAGAGCAAUAAUCUCUGAGAGUUGAUGCUGAUUUCAGUGUAACUUUAUCCUACUGGGAGUGUGUCAGAUACACCAGAACAUUUUGAUUGUGUGCUGAUUGAAGUACAGAGUCUAGAAGAAAAAUUCCCAAGUCUUUAUGUACAUUUGAAUCGUGGACAUAGAUAUUUAGGUAUUUCAGCAAAGUAGAUAACAGAAGGCAGUCUUUCAAUAGAAUUAUUCACGUUUACCAAAUAUUACCUAUUAUUUUCUUUAAACAUACACUUGGUAUUUUAUUUUUUAACUUUGUUAACUUUUAAAGGCCUCAUGUGUAUUAGGAUUUCCCUAAUCAAAAGUAUGGCUUUUUUUAUCUUCAUGAACCAAAAAUAUAAUUUGUGUGUCAAUGCUGCUGUUUUUGAUGAUCAAAGACCCUGUAUUACCUACUUUUUGUGCAAGACAGAGGGAGCUUUACUGACCAUAUUAAAUGUUCACUUCAGUCAAAUUUGGGUGUGCAGUAGGAAACCAUGCUGUAUUUAGUAAAAAUGAUAUUUCAGCACAGGAAGAGUCUGGUUUCAGCCAUCUUGCAAUUCAAGACCACCCUUUGUGGAGUUCUCUAGGUCGCUUCUAUUGGCUUAUUCUAACAAAACAGAUUAUUAAUAUGGCAUCAGUCAUAAAAUAUUUCCAAAAUGUCCCUUGAUUUUACAUAUCUCACAUUAUAUGCUAGACUUAGAACUAAGCAGGUAGCAGUCUCCUUGAAGAAAGAGCUUUCGGUCACUGUAGGCUAAUAAUGUUUGAUUAAUUUAGUUAUGAAUGUAGGAAUAGAAUAAAAAGGAUAAGAUUUCGAGAAACAAUAAAAUAUUUUUGAUUUUCUCAGGAUCUGUAACCUGUAAGAGGAAGCACUUUAUUGCAGUCUAUGUAUAUUCUAUGAAAAUAUGAGGCAUUUUUCCCCCUAAAACAUAGUUAAUAUAUUUAAGCAACAAAUCUUCUCUAGUGUUGGUUGAAGAAUCAAUGUAUUUUCUAUUACAUUAGAAAACUUUCACCAGAAAUAAACUGUAUAGGGUUUGUAUUUAAA
This is a messenger RNA of Phacochoerus africanus (Common warthog), 2673 nucleotides long. It is a transcript of the gene SLC25A40, whose product is annotated as solute carrier family 25 member 40. The record is from RefSeq and is a predicted model, not a curated record. The transcript is spliced from 12 exons. Bases 350 to 1366 code for a protein of 338 amino acids. Lineage: Eukaryota; Metazoa; Chordata; Mammalia; Artiodactyla; Suidae. Gene Ontology annotation, biological process: mitochondrial transmembrane transport.